Zymoseptoria tritici IPO323 is the source of this 690-nucleotide messenger RNA. RefSeq lists its product as uncharacterized. The record is from RefSeq and is a predicted model, not a curated record. Lineage: Eukaryota; Fungi; Ascomycota; Dothideomycetes; Mycosphaerellales; Mycosphaerellaceae. The coding region runs from base 1 to 690 and encodes 229 amino acids. The transcript has 3 exons.
AUGCCGGGUGUAUGGGAGCCGACACGAGGGACCAUUCCACUUCGGCUUCGGUUUUUCCCGCUCGCAGGGCUACCAGAUCGAUUACAGCUGUCGCCGCCGGUCUGCCCCACCCAUAUGGCGACCGGCGGCGGCUUUUCAAACAGAUCACUCAAAACACAUCACAAGCGUCGCCGCGGGCUGCCCUAUUGCACCUGUGUGGCCCGCGGCGACACCUCUGCCACAAGACCGCUCUCCCGCGCCGACCAGCACCAGCUGCCGCGGGUCUCCCUCAAUACACUAGAGACCCGCGGCGGCCAUCUUUACAAGCACAAAUUCGACAAGUCGCAGACUGAAUGGGGCGGGCUGUCCGUCGCCCGCCCCAUUCAAUCACACCAGUCAGUAAGAUUGGAUCCAGCUCACCCCAACAAAUACAAGUUUGCCUGGUCCGCCUCGGCCGACCAGGUCAAGCACCGCAAGGUGUCCGGCAUGAAGACCGAGAAGAAGCAUCCAGUUGAGCUCCUCAACUUGGACAGCACCGCGGACGAUGGUCCGCCUCACCCACUCAUCGUGAGCUCGACGGCGCUCUCCAAGACUUCGUCCACCGACCAGGUCAUGUCGCGCCGAUCGGAACUCGUUCGGACUCUGCGAGCCCUGUGCGCACAAUCUUCACAACUGAUGGUGGGCCUCCCUUCGUGGGAGGUCACUACGUGA